CAAACAGGGAAGGAGGAAUAAUAUGAACCUAUGUACUAAGACACACUCUAGUCUGCAUCGUAGUAAGGACCGUAUUGAAAAAUUGACAGCCCAGUAUGAGUGAACAACUCCCGUUGAGCCACCCUUUUGAUCGUGAGGAGGAGACUUCCUUACAACAACUAUUUACUGCAUUUUGUAAUCACCUGACUCUGGGUCAAUGGGAACUUGCUCGAGUGUGUUUGCGAGGCUUGUUCAAACAGCGCCACAAGCUCGACAAACCUUUGAAAGAGAUUCUGAGGGCGAUCAUUGAUCAACCACAUCAUGCAAGUUAUGGAUCUUGGUCUGUUCCAUCUCCAUUCCAUUUAUCAUGGUUAUGUUUGGUGGAGUAUUUGGAUCUUUUUACUGAUGAAGAGGACCAGAUUCCAGAGCCUAUUGUCAAGAAAGUGGAAUUUCGUCUUCUUCUCCACUUUGCUUGUCGGCAUGCCCCUCAAGUUGUGAUUCAGGAUAUAGAUGAUUACCACAGCCAAAUUGUUUACAGAGAUCCCGACCUGUUUGCCUCUGGAGUGUCUGACCUUCCUUCUUCCACAUUGUCCUACUUGAAACAGCUCUUAUCUGAAAGUCCUCAAUUUGGGCAGGCUUUGAUUAAUGACCUCACCUCCAAAGGGAAGGGCUUUUUGAAAAAUAAUCAGCUGUUGCAACAGUUGUAUUUAGACCUUAUCAACGAGCAACUGAUGGCCUUAGACUCUGAGGCUGUGGAAGUCGAUGGUUUAAGUUGCUCUUCUGUCUCUGAGAAUGACAGCUCUGUAAAGUGUGCCACCAAACAAUGUAAAUUCAUCUAUCAAAUGCUUGCUUACAUGGACCCAAGUCCUGAAAUGCUGAGCCUUUCCAAGUGUCUGGAUGAUCUUUUCAGGGACCUCAUAACUCGAAGUGCAAAUAGAAAAGACAGUGUCUUAGACAGAGGCACUUUAUACUCCUGCUUUCUCAGCCAGUCGUCAACUUAUUUGAUUGAAAAGUUUUGUUUCAUUGAAAAUCAGAUGCGGUUUGUAAUUAGUAAUCUUCCUGAGUUGCCAUUGUCAAGAACAAUGCCACAAAGAUUCAAACAACCACCUACGUUAGAUGGUCUCUCUGUUCAUGUUUGUUAUGCCCAAUCCUUUAUGGAAGAUAGGAGAGAAGCCUGGAAAUUUCUGUUCUUCCAUGCUCUCAAUGGAAAUCAUAUCUUGGAGAACAUAGUGGAAACAGCUCUUGUCUUCAUUAGAGAAAGUGAUUUUGCCAAGCUGACACAGCUUCUGUCUCCUGUGGAGUUUUCCAGACUCAAGCCACUUGUUCUUCUCUUGGGCUGGCCUUUUUGCUACAGCUGUGAAAAUGCCAAAAAUCUACUGGAAGCUCUCUGGAAUCCAAUGGAAAAAGCUGCCCAUCCGUCGCUUCACCAAGCCUGUCAGAAACUGGCUUAUCAAGUCCAACUGGUUCAGUGGUGUACAGAAAAAGCUCGUCCCUUACUGGCCUCGUCUGAACCAGGCUCCACUCGUCAUCAGCAAGCCUCAGAAAUGUUCCAAGGUCUGGAGUCACAUUCCGUUUUACACGUGCUACACAAGUCUAUCAGUUUGGCGCACCUUCCUGAAAAAGAAGUCUUUGAACUUUUGAGAAAGAGACCUGUUUUUACUCCUCUAAAGGAAGACGUAAAUGGACCCUCAGGCGAAGGGAGUGAGGAAAGAUUAGAUGCAAAACAGGCAGGAGGAGAAAGUGAAGAGGUUAAUCAAGAGGAUUUGGAUCAAAACUCAGAAAUUCACCCUGAAGUACAAAGAGAUAUCUUCCUGUACCAUAGUUACUGUGCACUUAGAAAUUUUAUGGAAGCUGUGACUUCUUCUGUAGAGACCUCUGGUGAACUAAGUUUAGAAACCAAACAAGGAAAAACUGCUGAAUCUUUUAAUUCAGGUGGAAGCGAGUGUUCAGAUAUGAACUCGGAAGAGAGUUGUCAGGAGGAAAGGUAUUGUGGACAAGUUAGAAAUAAGCUAGAAGCUGGAAAGUAUCAUUUAACCCAAGUGUACCCGCUGACUUACAGAGUUGAAAUUCUAGAGAACAUCUUCAGUCUUCUAUUUGCAACUUACGAGGAUCUUUACGAGGGAAGAACCCAGCACAAUGAAAGUGAUGAUGUGGAAGCAAUGGAUGACGAAACCAGGAGUUUAUCCAAAAGUAGUCGGACUGGGAGCUGGGAGAGCCUCGCCAGUUCCCUGGAUUUGUCUUUUGAUGUUCACGGGCCACAUACCCCUUUAAAAGACCAAGAAAAGGCGGCCAGUCUAACUGGAUCACUGCCUCCAACUCCCCACACCCAGAAGCAGAAAAGUCCACCCGCGUUGUCAGCUAUGGAUUCUCCCUCUCGUAGGCAGUUGUUUAAAAAUAACAGAGCUGAAUCCGAUUCAGCUCUGUUGAAGAAAUCGUUAGAUGGAGAUGAAACGAUAGCGCCUCCUGUUUUUCCGCCUGCGAGUAACACAGUCAAAGCAAAGCUGUCAGAGGAGGAAUCAUACAGUGGUAAUUUGUUCUCUAGUAAAGGGUCGUCAAGGACUGUUGUAGCCGAAGAGAACGAUCUGAAAUAUGAAUUUGUGAUUGAAGAUGCGAUUGUACCAGACAUGUUGACAACAUUGAAAGAAUGUCUCAUGGAGCUUAAUACGGCGAAGUUCAAUGAACUGAAGAAAGAAAAGUCAGAAUCAUUCGUAAGACGCCAAGAUUUCCUCCAGACAUCCGUUCCUCGCAAUUCCAUGGAACAGCGUAUUUCACGACUGGGCCAGUUCAUCAAUGAGGCUCAGUGGAGAUUCCAGCUGGUGUCCUGGAAAAACGCCUCAAAAGGUCAGACCGCCAGGAAUUCCAAAAAGAGACUUUCCAGAAAAAUCAAGCAAAUAGUACGAACUGAUGGCAAAUCCAGAGAGGAAGAUGCCGAGGAUGAAGAUUCAGACGAUGUGGACGGUGCAAUUAUGUCGAGAAUAUCACGACAGAAAGCAGCAGCCUCGAAGGAGAAUUCUGGUGAAUCGAGCGCUCAUCUUAGCCAGGAUAUAUCAACAGGAACGGAUGAUAACAGAGAGGUAACAAGAAAGAGGAAAAGUCGUCAUCGCCGGCUGACGUCUCGAACGUCUGGUUCCGAAGGUUGCACUUUACUCAUCAAAGAUGAUAGCGUUAUAGCACGCAUGCUCUCCUCUCCUGACACGCUGAUAUACAUGUGCAUGAGAAAAGACAAUUACGAACGAGCGCUCCAAGUUAUAAAAAUGUUUAACAUGGCUGAGAAGCCUAGUGCUCUAGCUGCAGUCUUUGCCGAGAAGUACAGUAAAAUUGUAAAACAUUUGGAAAGUUUACAACCCAAAGGUAGACGAGUCAAAACCCAGGGCCUCUUGAAAUCUCGAAAGCCUCUCGGGGGCCUGGGCGCGGUUGCCAUGGCAGCUGCCUCGGGUGCUAGCAGCUCAGUGGUUUCCAAUCUGAUUGACGAAUUGUUAGCAAUGCCGUCUUUGAGUGCGGUCCUAGAUCUCAGUCUCACUCCAGAGGAUUUGGCGAAUGGGAAUUCAACUUUGGUGAAAUUUUUGGAUCCGGAAAUGAUUCCGACGAUGUUAUGUGUGGAUCUGGCGAGCACAACAGCUGUAUCCUGGUCAGUCUGCAAGACUUUGCUGGAAAUGGGGAAAAGUCGGAUCACUGAAGGUCCAUAUCCAUCUUCCUCCAAAUCAAGUGGACUCCUCCCCGGCAUAAAACCAUUUAUGUAUCAACUCGAGGAGCUUUUGGAUCAAGAAAUGUCACGUGGUAAUGCCCGGGCCCCGUCUGGUGGCAUCGCCAUCUCCGUCACUCCUAAACCUAAUGCAAUGGACCUUGUUCUUGUUGGAACACAUCCCAUUCGGCCCAAGGACAUGGAGGCUCACAGAAAACUCAUUUCUUCUCAAGAAGAAUCUUUUAGACGGUUUGAACAGGCGUUGGAUGAAGGUGAAACGCAGAUCAGCAGUGUGGACGAGGUUGCUAAACAACCCCCUGGCCACAGGCACGUCGGUAGGCAAGACUCGUUUAAUCUGAUGGAGAAGGGCCUAGCUGUAAGAGUCGCCAUGAUCGAGCUAAAGAAAGCAUUUGAUUGCACUGAUAGCGCUAAUUACGUCACUACCGCAGAUGGAGGGGGCUUGGAACAGAGAUACGACUACAUAUCAAGUUUGAUUAAGCACGUAGAAACUUUGGCGACGCUUUUGCUUUUUUGGAAAUCAAAAGCGGGAGACGCUUCAUCGAGUGUUCCUCCAGAUAUCGAUCUCAAUCGCCCAGGUGCUCUGAAGGUUUCCAAUCCUUUUGUUGUAUUGAAUGAAAGCAUUGCGGAAGCCCUUGGAAGACCCAUGUUCGAAAGGAACAUUCCUCCAAACAGCUUGGAGGCUGUUGCAAGGCAAUUGCAUGUAAAUCUCUCCAAGGUCAUCGUCUACAACUGCUGUCCCUCUGUGCCUUCACACGGGGGAACCUCUUGUAGAGACGUCCGCUGGCCAUCAUCUGACCUGGUUGUUUUGAAUACUGGAAGCAGGUGGACGGAGAAUGUUCGAGAUCCUAACACUGUCUCUAACGACUUGUUAUCCAGAAUGGUAAAACUUUUAAAAGAUUUGGCAGAGAAGAACGGCGGUGAGGUGGAUUCGAACUUAGUGGCUAAUAUCACAAGGACGCCUGAGUUUCAAGCAAUUUCACGGGGCACUGCAGAGCUUCAGUGCGUGGAUCUUAAAUUGCUUUCUUCAGAUGCUGCCAAGGUGUGCUUCUACCUCAACACAGUAAAUCUUCUGAUGGCGCAUGCGUCACUGAUUCAGUUCGCAGACAGCUCUGGGGAUGGUAAGAGUGAAGUUGAACGCUCUAUUACCCGGCACGCUUCAUUUUCUCGGCUCAUGGACGCGAUGUCAAGUUCUGGAGGGGAGGGGAAAGGUGGUGAUGCAGUUCCCCUUACUGCUCUAGAGAGGAUUGCAUUUCUAAAGCAGCAGUGCUACUGUAUCGGUCAGCUGGGUGUAGUAAGUGCUUUUGAUCUGCAGUUCGUUAUUUUGCACAAAGGACUGGUACCGCCAAGCACAUUUGGAGAAGGUGUUAUCAUGUGUUUUCCAGAACGAUUCACAGAUGACGCAAAGAAGUACAAAUUCACUACUCCUGAAAGGCGAGUCGUUUUCGCCAUCUGUGACGGCUGUAUCUCUUCUCCACAGUUACAGAUUUUCGAUGUGGAUGAACUAGAUGCCCAGCUCUCUACCGCUGUUGUUUCGUAUAUUAAUUCCCGCGUAUCUUUGAACCAACAAACUGGACAAAUAACACUGCCAGAAAUUCUUCAUUGGUACAGAAAGGACUUUGAAAUAAAAGCCGUGGAUGAUUUUAGUAGUGCCUCAGGUGCAGCACCCGAUGUUACUCUCUUGCUACAGAUGGAGCCGUAUCUUUUUCCAGAUACUGCUGCAGUUCUUCAACAAAUGCUCCCGAACGUCACUGAAAUCACUUUUACGCCAUUUUGCUGGAAUUUUGGCUACAGGUUUGAUUCAAUGCUGCGCGAGCGUUCUUCUUCGGUAUCAAGCUUGCAGCGGUCCAAUUCUUUGCCAGAAAAUCUCCUUCUGAGCAUGGAGUUGUCUGUCCUUGCUAAAACAAGAGGUGUCGGGAAAAGAGGAUUGUUCAGCUUGAACGAGACAGCGCUUGAAUAUUUAGAGGAAAAAUCUCCACUGGCAGCAGCGUUAACGAGUUUGGUGUGUUCCUCUCCUGCAAAACUGAAUAUUUUAACGGAAGACCGCCCCCAGUUUUCAAAGGAAACUUUGGAUUCUGCAAAUGAAACAGCCGAGUUUCCUUUCCGAGUUGCUUUGGAGAAAACUGCGAAAUUUCCGUGUCUUCAACGAUACAUUGCCUCCAAGUUGUACACAAUAGCAGACAUGUUGACUCUUUCCCCUGCAGAUUCCGACGAACAGGGUGGAAGCUUUGGCAGCGAUGACUUCAUCAAGUUAGAUUUAAACCUUCAAACUUUACAAGAUGGAAAGCGACCUCCGGAGAUCUCUCUUUUCUCGGUAGCUUUGGCUUCCGAAGGGAGUCGCGCACUCCAGAAUGCUAUCCUCAAAGCGAGCGAUUUUUUUUUGCGCAAAGGCUACUUUGAAGAACUCUUGGAGUUAAUCUGUUCAUCUGAUCUUCGUGGUGAUGGAGUAGCAGGCCCUUCGAUUGAUUUCUUGUUGAGUUCGGCCGUUCUAAGUAAAGGAGGAACAAGAUCCAACCUCCGGAAGAAACUUGAAAUAAUUUGCAAUCAACUUGAGAUUCCAGAUUUAAAAUUUGGUCAUGUAUUCCAUAAGAAACUUUGGAUCCUAUUAACUCGAUUGAAAGAUCAUGAUGAACUAACACGCCUCGUUCUUAGGAAAAUUAAAGAAUGGAAAGCUGAUACCUGCAUUGACUUAAUCGAUUUGUGUCUGUCUCGUUCGGUCGACAACGCUGCCCGAAGAAAAGACUUGGAGAGGAAAAGGAAAGAGAUAUCAUUACAUCAAAGGAUUUCUUUGUGUGUAAAGCCGUUCAAGUUACAGGCGCCUGCAGAAGAGAGGGCAUCGCCUUCAGCUAGUCUGAAAUGUUGGCAAGGCGUAGCGUCCCUGUCUGAGGAAAAUCCCUCCCUUGUUAUGGAGUUUUUGUUGUCUGCUCAACAGUUUGAUCUCGCAUCGGAAUGGGCUCAACUGCACAAUCUGCCGCCUAAUUUUCACAAGGUCAUCACUGAAAGUCACCUGAAAUUUCUCCUUGGCAACAAUCCAGAGGAACAGAUGAAGGCGUAUAAGAUCCUCGAAGGUCUGCAGGAUCCAGAAAUGUCGCAAGAUAUCUGCGAGUCACUCCUGGCGCAAAACCUACACGUCAGCCAAACGCUGUUUAUAAUACAGUUCAUGCUCACCAAUAUCCCCUCUCUCCUUUCUCCAGUCCGCGUAGAGAAGUUGCUUUGCACAAAGAUGGGAGCCAAGGCCCUACUGUGCUUACCAGACUCUGCUCGGCCGCAUUAUGAACACCUGGUUUCCAGGCCGCCGCUGUUGCUUGAGCAGCUGCUGAUGAACAUGAAGGUAGAAUGGGCAGCCAAGGUGUUUAAAAGAAUUCAGGUCGACCUAAGUUGCAUGGAGGACGUUGAAAGCCUUGGUGAUCACGGAUGCACAGUGAAGGCCUUUGACGAACUAUUAACCACUUACUCUGCCAAGGCACUGGAAUUUCAAGUUGUACAGACGGAGGAAAGUCAGAUUAAGGAAAUGUGCAGCAGUAUUAUGCAGAGUCUAAUCCAGGCUCCCUCGUCCUCGCCAACCACCUCUGUAGGCUUCCUGGAGUCUGGUCGCUACGCCCCUGUUACCUCAAUAUUUGGGACCCGGGAUACCCCAGUUGGGAACGCAGAAAGGAAAGUACAAACCGUCCCCAGAAGAAAGAUUUCUCACGAACCACGAUCGGUCACCCUUCAGAAGCAAACAGCUUCUCCACGUACCACUGGAAGUCUGGGAACGCGGAGAACUGCAGUUUUCGGUGGUCAGCAGCGGUAUAUUCCGCCUGUUGUUCCACCAAAGAUGGAAGACUGGAUGCCAGAUCAGGAAGUAUCACUAUGUGUCAUUUGCCAAGAGAGGUUUAGCAUGUUCAAUCGCCGUCAUCACUGCCGACGCUGUGGUCGCGUCGUAUGCGGGUCGUGUUCCCAACACAGUCACGUUGUUGAUGGAUACGGGAAGAAUUCUGUGCGAGUGUGCAGUGUUUGUCAUGAAUACUUCUUCACCAGCAGUUCUUCUCAAGAAGACCUCAGCACAUCAGUUCGCUCAGAGUCAGCUUCAUUCGGAUUGGCACGUGCUUCUCAAGGAAUUGCAGAGAACACAGCGGAUAGUGGUCCAGACAGUGUUUCAAGGAGUUAUUUUGAAGAAACUACCUCCUUGGACUACCUGACAGAGGACAUGAAUGCAAGAUGUCACUGGAAACUAGGUUUGGAUGAGGAAACCAACUCUUCUUUGAGAGACGAGUUUUAUUAUGAACAGGCCCCAAGUGCCUCCUUGUGUGUGUCGAUAUUGGACCUUCACAGUGACGUUAAGGCCUGUGGCAAGCUUAUUCUGGACCUAUGUAAUUCGCUCUCUCAAAAGUUGGUCCCCGUGGCUCCAGGUAUCAGUAAUGAGGAGUUGGACCCUUACCUGCUCAUAAGUAUGAUGCGUUAUCUGUUGUUUAACGCCAAGCUCAAGAUGAUGAAGGCAGGAGAGACGCAAGGCGUGGAGCUUUGUGAUACGUAUCUUGGUCAUGUGGACUUGAUGAAGUUUUUAGUGGAGUCUAACUGUGGUGACAUUCCUUCACUGCGAGAUCUCAUGCGUCAUGAUUCAGCAAGGCGUCUUCGUGACCGGUUCAUUGAAGCAGAGCGGCUCUCACUAGCCAUGGAAGUUUCUACAAAGUGCGGCCUUGAUCCUUCAGGGGUGUGGGGUGCGGCAGGAUUUGCUCUUCUCCAGGCCGGAGAUUUCUCCGGGGCCCGAGAAAAAUUUUCUCGCUGUAUGAAGCCUGAAGAAGGAGGGAAACAACAACAACAGCAUAACUCGCAGUAUCUGGAAAAGAUCAUCGACAUCUUACAGUCUUCUCCAUUACUUGCCUACAGACAGUCCACAGACGAUCUCAUGUCUCCGUUACUUGGACUCUUAGAACACAGUCGAAAUUUCCAGAGUGGAAACUCGUACUUAGAUCCCAAACGGUUCGAGGAGUGCCUGUAUUAUCUCCACAAGUAUGGUAGCCCAUCAUCCCUUGUGGCGUUUUACGUCAGACACGGGCAUCUAAAGCUGGCUUGCAGAUACAUCUUAGACCAGCAAUGUUCCGUGGAGGUAUUUAUAGAAAGUUUGUUUAUGCGUCUCGUGAUCAAAGGAAAAUUUGCGCCGCUGAAAGAACAGAUGGAAAUUACAGAUCCGACACUUCAAGCAUGGAUGCCUUAUUUGACCGCAGCUUGCAAAUUUUUACUUCGGAGAAGUUUUCACAAUCUGUUAUAUGAAGUGCAGGUGUUUAUGAGGGAUUUCUUUCGCGCUGCGCAAACUUGCAUACGAUUUUAUGAAGGCGUAGCUGGAGGCCCCGUGACGUCAUACGAGGACUUGUACUCUCGGAUGCACUACCUCGAGGAAGCCAAACAGCACAUUGAAACUGUGAUCGCCGAGAAAAAAUCCCCUAAGGGAACUGUAAACACGGUGUUCGCGUAUUUACGCCAGCGCAGCACGGGUAGUGUGAAGAGUUUGACAGAGGAACCAUCUCACUUGGCCAUGUCAUUGUCUGAGUUAAACAGUCACUUGAACACAAUCAACCUACAGAUAGAGGUCACUAACUUCAUGCACCAGUGUGCAGUAGACAGAGGGGGACUAGGUCUGCUUCGGGCAAGCGAAGGGAGUCGUCUACCUACCUUGUUCGGAAAUGGACAUAUAAGAGGAGAUAUGGUCGUGCAGGUUCUUCUUGCUGGAACAACAAUUCAAAACGGUUUUAGUUUGGCGAGUCGAAUAAUUCAGGAUUAUAACCUUCCAGCGGCUCGCGUUUACGUGGACGCUGGCCGCUCGUUGGCUCGACAAUACAAGUAUCCACUCAUUGAGGAACUUCUGCGUUGCUCGGGAGAGACUGGGCAAGUAACAGACAAAUGCCACGAUGACAUCAUUCUGGCAUGUGUCAGCAUCGUGGCGGCUGACCAAAGUCAGGCAAAGUAUCUAGAAGGACUCAUAAAACAUUUGAAGAGCGAAAUCAACAAGAUAAGUGCAUUCAUCAUGUGCGGUAAGCUGAAAUCCGCUUACCUGAUCGCUGUUAAAGGUGUUCGUGUGGACGCCAUUCGAGAAAUCGCUGACGUGGCGGAAAAAUCAGGUCAAAGCAAAAUGGUGGAGAUAUGUCGCAAGUAUUUGACACAGUUCGAGAAGCAGAAGGCUGCACAACGAAAACACGGGGCAGAAUCAAACAGAUAAUGUCCAACUGAACUAUUUGGUGGGUGAUGUUGUGACCCAUGCUAUGAGGAGUGGGGAGAGUUUUUGACUGGUUGUUAUGACCCCCCCCCCUCCCCCUCCUUAAAAAAGGCCAAUCAAAGGAAAAUAAUUGAAACGACCAGACCGUUAGACCUUAUAGCCAAAGAAACACCCAUUAAACCGGAAUUGAGCGUUGGACAAAGUAUCAUGUUUGGCUUGAAUGUCCAGAACUUUUGGGAUCAAUAUAGGAAAGAGGACAAAAAAGGCAAAUUUUGUAGAGAUAUUUUUUACUCGUAAAAAUUGCGGACAAAAGAUAGGAAAUUAACAAUUGAGAAAUAUUGAGAAAUCUAUUUUCGUAUAUUUAUUUUAGCUCAUUUGUAGAUCUUCGGUACAUUGAAAUUUAUAAAAAUUUAAAUGUAUUAAGUUUUGGAAACCAUCAAGUGGAGUUAAAUUCGUGGUUAUGGCAUGUCAGUAUUUUGACGUGGGUUAUCUCAAAUAUUCAUCACGACAAGAAGUACAUUCAAAUGAUGAAGAAGUGAACGAAUGCUAGGUUAGCAGUCAAGGUGAACGAGAGAAUUGGUGGCUAUCAUUCAGAGAUUUUUCUGUUUCUUCAUUAAAAAUCAAGGCAGAGAAUAAAAUGAAUGGGAUGUAAAUAAAAUGACAAGUAGUUUAACAAUCGAACGGAAAUUUGUGGUGGGGGGAGGAGGAGGAGGAGGAGGCCUCACCCCUACCCACCCUCCCCCAUUUCUUUUGUGCCCAACCGUGUUUUGAGUGGUAAUUUUCAAAGUGUUUCUUUUUGUUUCUUUCUUUCGUUUUGUUUUGUUCUUUUUUAAUUUUUU
Molecule: messenger RNA, 10711 nt
Organism: Stylophora pistillata
Lineage: Eukaryota; Metazoa; Cnidaria; Anthozoa; Scleractinia; Pocilloporidae
Product: zinc finger FYVE domain-containing protein 26
Biological process (GO): double-strand break repair via homologous recombination; mitotic cytokinesis; regulation of cytokinesis
Cellular component (GO): midbody; lysosomal membrane; centrosome
Molecular function (GO): phosphatidylinositol-3-phosphate binding; metal ion binding
Source: RefSeq, a predicted model, not a curated record